Molecule: messenger RNA, 6005 nt
Organism: Alligator mississippiensis (American alligator)
Lineage: Eukaryota; Metazoa; Chordata; Crocodylia; Alligatoridae
Product: zinc finger protein 777
Exons: 5
Coding region: 3276-5297 (673 amino acids)
Biological process (GO): regulation of transcription by RNA polymerase II
Molecular function (GO): RNA polymerase II cis-regulatory region sequence-specific DNA binding; DNA-binding transcription factor activity
Source: RefSeq, a predicted model, not a curated record
ACACACCCGGGCACGGGGCGCGCCCGCCGCCGCCGCUGCCGUCUCCUCCCCCGGGCCGGGCCGGGCCGGGCCGCGCGGGCCCGCGUCCUUCGGGCGCCUCGGUCGGCCCCGGGCCGGCUGUAACGUCCCUCAGAGGCCCCGAAACGCGCUCCGCGACCCUCCAGAGCCCCGGCGGGGUCUCUCAGAGCCGCGGGCCGCCCGCGGGACCCUGUGAGGGGCUUCAGGAUCCCUUGAACCUCCUCCCGCGGUCUUUAAAAUCCUUCGGGGGGUCCCCGGGAUCCUCCCAAGGCCCUGCGGUGCUCCUUAAGGGUCUCUGGACGCCCUCGGACGGCGUCCAGGAUCCUUCAGGGGCCCUCGGACGGUCUCCGGGAUCCCUCGGAGGUCCUUCAAUGCUCUUUAAGGUCCUUUGAAGGUCCUCAGACCAUGCCCGGGAUCCUUUGUACGACCCUCCAUGGUCUUUAAGAUCCUUUGAACGUCCCUGGACGAUCCUUGGAAGGCCCUUGGAUGCUCUCUGAGAUCCUUUGCAGGUGUCUAGAUGGUCUCCAGGAUCCUUUGAAGGCCCUACAAGGCUCUUUAAGAUCUUUUGAAGGCCCUCAGAGGGUCUCUGGGAACCUUUGAAGGUCCUCAGACAGUCUUUGAGAUCCUUUGAAGGCUCUCGGACAGUGUCCAGGAUCCGUUGAAAGUCCUUCAAUGCUCUUUAAGAUCCUUUAAGGUCCUCAGACAGUCUUCGAGAUCCUUUGAUGGUCUUUAAGAUCCAUCGGAGGCCUUCGGACAGUGCCCAGGAUCCUUUGUAUGACUUUCAAUGGUCUUUAAGAUCCUUUGAACAUCCCUGGACGGUCUUUAAGAUCCUUGGAAGCCCUUUUGAUGCUCUUUAAGAUCCUUUGCAGGUCUUAAAGCGGUCUCCAGGAUCCGUCAGGGGUCCUUCAGUGCUCUUUAAGAUCCAUCGAAGGCCCUCGGACCAUGCCCAGGAUCCUACAUGAUCUUCAAUGGUCUUUAAGAUCCUUUGAACAUCCUUGGGCAGUCUUUAAGAUCCUUGGAAGGCCCUUUGAUGCUCUUUGAGAUCCUUUGCAGGUCUUCAGAUGGUCUUUGAGAUCCUUUGCAGGUCCUCAGAUGGUAUUUGAGAUCCUUUGCAGGACUUCAGUGAUCUUCGAGAUCCUUUGCAGGUCCUCAGACGGUCUUCGAGAUCCUUUGCAGGUCCUCAGACGGUCUUUGAGAUCCUUUGCAGGACUUCAGUGAUCUUUGAGAUCCUUUGCAGGUCCUCAGACGGUCUUCGAGAUCCUUUGCAGGUCCUCAGACGGUCUUCGAGAUCCUUUGCAGGUCCUCAGACGGUCUUCGAGAUCCUUUGCAGGUCCUCAGACGGUCUUUGAGAUCCUUUGCAGGACUUCAGUGAUCUUUGAGAUCCUUUGCAGGUCCUCAGACGGUCUUUGAGAUCCUUUGCAGGACUUCAGUGGUCUUUGAGAUCCGUUGCAGGUCCUCAGACGGUUUUUGCGAUCCUUUGCAGGACUUCAGUGGUCUUUGAAUCCGUUGCAGGUCCUCAGACGGUCUCUGGGAUCCUUUGCAGGGUCUCCGGAGGGGUGAGGAGAUAAGUGCAAGGAGAGAAGCCCUGUAGUAAAUCCAUCUGAGUUUGCGGUGUGGUGCUGCUCAAUUCACUGAUGUUAUGGAGCAGUGUCUUAGGCCUGCCUCGAAAGGCUGAGAAGCACGGACGGGGCUGGAAGGAAGUCAGGAAAAAAGACGCAACAAAUUUUGAGGGAUAUAAAAAUGAAUCGGGGAGGGGAGCAUAGAUUACAGGAGAAUAACUAGGGCUCCAAGGGGGGCAACGAGCCGCGCUCCAGCUGGUGCCCAUGGCAUCUGAGGAGCCAGCGAAGCGCUGCCCAGAGACGUGCACGGAGGAGGGGGAGGAAGACCGCCCUGCAGUCACCUCGAUCCCUUCAGCCAACGCCUCCUUCCCCGUCUGCUAGAUGGAGAUUUUAGCUAGGGCCGGAAGGCGAUUAACCAAGAUAUCCCAGGCUUUUGCAGGGCUAGGGAGAGUGUGCGUAGAAAAUAAAAGGGUGGGGAAGAGCGCAGCCAGAGCCCCAGUAGGAGGAUCCCGACAAGGCUACCGCCUGGCACGCUCGCCCCAACCUGCAUGAGCACCGGCGUGUCCCUCUGUCCACCACAGACAGACCUGCUUGUUAUGCAAAGGGCAGUGGGUCAUGGCCCACCAUGAAAGCUAACCUAUUUACCCCAAAUCAAGACGACUUUGAAUUGAAGACCAGGGUCUUAAAUUCAAAGUCGUCUUGGUUUGGGGUAAAUAGCAUUGCUUUAAUUAGAUUCUAUACAGAGAAAAUUAUACAUUUGUUAUAAUUUUCCAUGUAUAGGGUCUAAUUAUUGGCUCCUGCCCCAGCCCAAGUCAGCGACCGCCUGCCCCAGGCUAGCACUCAAAUCGAAGACUGGGAGGGGCCGUUGCCCCUGUAUUGAAUUAGUCUUGGAUUUGAGUAAAUAUGGCAUAUGCCCCUCUCAGUCAGAGACGUCACUGGAAACAUGCCAGAUUUGGGGGGACAAGAAGGAAGCAGGGAGGGGAGUGGAGGUCACAGGUUGAUAACGAGGGUACCAAGGCGGGCACCAAGCGGAGCGCAGCGGCUGGUGCCCGCUGGCCCUCAAACACAUCCAAGGAGCCCAUGGAUGCCGCCCAGAGACGUGCAUGGAAGAGCAACAGCAAAAGAGGCUCGUGGUCACCUGGGCUUUCCCCAGCCAGGGUCUCCCUCCUGGUCUGGUAGACGGUGAGUUUGGCCAGAGCCAGGAGGAGGUUGACCAGGAGGCCCCAGGGCUCGGUGGGGCCACAGAUGCAGAGUGCGUAAAACAGAAGAUGCAGGCAGAAGUGCAGUGCAGACCUCGGGAGGAGGGUCCUGAGACUGCAGCCCUGCGCGCUCCAUGUGCGUGUACCAGGGUGUCCCUCUGUCCACGGGGGAUAAAAUGCUGGGCUGGACAGACCCUUGAGGGGUUUUCUUAAGCUUCCCCCAGAGGUGCUGGUCAUUGGCUGCAGCCCAACCUGGGGAUGAAGACGGGCUGUGCCAACGCUCCUACUGGGACCAGCCCCACAGGGUCCUGGCUAGAGGGGCACGACCCUCCACUCAGGCUCAGACCGACACUGCAUUGGGAGCGGAAAGGGAUUUCCCCCCCUGGUCAGAUUGGCGCGGACUGGGGGUUUUGCCUUCCUCUACCUGGGGUUUCCUAGUCGUAUAUUAAACCUUUUAUAGCAGCAGGACAUUGGCUGCCGCGGUCCCCCUGCUUUCCCCAUGGCAGGUUCGGCUGCAAUGUCUGGUGCUGCGUCAGGGUUGACAGGAGUUUGGCUAAGAGGUUGGACGGUGGAUUUGUCUGGGAUGCUUUGGACGGGGCCGAUCCUGCCUCGGGCCAGGGAUUGGACUAGAUGUGACCUCUGGAGCUCCCGUCCUCUGGGGCACGCAGGCAUCUCAUUUCUCUCCGUGGCUGCCCUCCUUCCCUCUCCUUGCCAGCAGGCUCAGCAAUGGAAAGUCCAGGCCGAGCAGGUGGUGCCGUUAGACCCGCCUGUGGCCCCCAACCCACCUUUCAGUGAAGAAACACAGCUACCGGUGCCAGAGACGCCCCCGUGGCCAGAGGUCAACAUGGAGACGACGGUAGAGUCGCACGCCACCUGGCUGAUGGCGCUGGAGGGGAGGAUGGGGAACGCCGAAAGCAAGCUGGUCAGCUGCGAGAGGGCGGCCGUGGAGUUCGGGAACCGCCUGGAGAGCAAGUGGGCCGUGCUGGAGAUCCUCAUCCAGGAGUACGGGCAGCUGCAGAAGAGGCUGGAGACUGUGGAGAACCAGCUCAAGGAAAAGGAUGUCUGGAUCCUCAGUAUGCCCCCGGGCUCCAUGGGGGAGGUUGCCAUGGUCCCUGUGAACUCGGAGGCCUCGGGCUGCUUCUCUGAGCAGGAGUGGGGGAACGUGGAGCAGUGGCCUGCGGACCUCCACCGGGACGCUGUGCGGAGCAACUACGAGGCGCUGAUGUCACUGGGCCAGGGCACAGACAGCGUCCUGUCCAGCGCAGAGAUCCCAUGUGAGGUAACCUUGGGUGAUGAGCCCAGCGUCCAAGACCAAGCAGAUUCUCAAGGCGCAGAGAGCCCAACAGACUUCAGCCCAGCCCCGCUCACAUCCACCCCUGUGGCCAGCUCCUGGGUGAAGCAGGAAGACCCACCGUGUGAAGAAGACCAGAGGGAGAUGGUGGAGACGAACAUCCCGGCCAUGCCCAAUAGGGCCAAGAAGUCUCUGCAGAAGCAAGGCACCGCUGCCCCAGACCUGCCACGGGUGGCCCUGGUGCGCCUGGAAGAUGCCUUCCCGCAGCUGGCGGAGAAGCUGCAGAUCUCCCGCAAGGGCAGGCGUGGCUUCACAGUACAGAAGAAGACUCCCACGGGGGGCAGCACCGGGCCGGCCACCCGUAGUCAAAGAACGGCCAGCUGUCCUGCCCCCGGCACCGAGCAGCUGAAGGAUCUGCCAGAAGUGAUGCCACUGCGGUGCAGCAAGUGCCGGAAGCACCUCAGCAGCGACGAGGAGUACGUCGAGCACAUGAACUUCCACAAGGUGAAGCGCGCCAGCAGACUGGCUGUCCAGCAGAAUCCCAUUCUCCAGCCCACCCUCAGUAGCCCAGACCAGGGCAACCCAAAGCCGCAGGGUGGUGCCAAGAGCGAGGGCAACCAGGGGCUUGGCCCUGACCCUGACCCUGGCUCCCUCCAGCUCCCAGAGGGUCCCGGUGUCCAGGGCCCACACACCUGUGUGAAGUGCCGGAAGAGCUUCCAGCUGGAGAUGAGCCUCGUGUUGCACCAGCGUGUGCACGUGCGAGAGAACAAGGGCUUGCAGCGGCCUCCAGGCAACUUGGGAACAGGGCAGCCGCUACCUCCAGCCAGGGCCCCACCGCUGCCCCCCGGGCAGAGGCCGUUCAAGUGCCCCAGCUGCCCCAAGGACUUCACCAGGAAGUCCCGGCUCAACGACCACGUCCGCGCCCACACCGGGGAGAGACUGUUCCGGUGCCCCUGCUGCCCGAAGGAGUUCACCAAGAAGUCCAAGCUCACCGACCACAUCCGCGUGCACACCGGCGAGCGCCCCUACGCCUGCACCCUGUGCAUCCAGCGCUUCAAACGCCGCCACCACUUGCUGCGGCACCAGCACGUCCACAACCGAGUGCCGGCCUGCCGCUGCAGCCAGUGCGGCAAGAGCUUCCGCUACGAGGAGUCCCUGAAGAUCCAUUUGCGAACUGCCUGCCCUGCGCUGCAGGCCCACCGCAGCUUCUUGGUGUCCCCCGGGGACUGACAGGGAGCCCCGGCACUGGCCGAGGUUCUCUGGGUCCAGGCUCCUGCGUGAGCCAAGGGAGGCUCGGGCUUUCUAGUUGACCUGCCGGAGAUGGGAGCCCCGCUCCCGUCGAUUACCUCGCCUCCGGCAGGCUCCUCUGAAAAUCCCAGCCUGCCACGUUCCUUUAGCCCCCCAGCACGUGUUGGGCCCUGUAGGCCUAUUUAGAGCAGCCAGCCACUCGCGGCACUGUCCUGGGAGGUGCAGUGAGCCCCACCUACAUUGUUAGCAGCGGCCCAUGAUGUGGGUGUCCAUCUGGAGGUGCCUUCCAAGGGCCAGGGUCUCGGGGGGGUGCUUGAGACUUCACUGUAGCAGUCCCAGAGGCACCCACAGAAAACAGGGACCUCAGCGUCAUCUGUUGCUGCUAAAAAAUGUAGGCCGGGAUGUGCGGAUCCCCUCACCAUGGAAACCCGUGGUCAUAAAUGGGGGGUUUCCCCAGGGAGAGUGUUCGGGCCAGGUCUGUUCAUCCCAGUGUAGUAGUACAGUGCUGGUCCCUCCUGUGUUGUCUUUUUCUUUUUCUUUGCCAGGGUAGCACGCCGAGUCGUUCCCCCAGGUCCUGUAGCCCCCCAGCCUAGCCAGUCAUUCCCCACUUUGUAUUUGUGUAUUUGAUUGUCCUGUCCUAAGUACAGGGCUUUACACUUGUUCUUAUUAAACCGUGUCUGAUUGACCUCA